UUCAGCAAACAACAAUAUUAUAAUAAUAUUAUAACGUCGUUGUCCACCGCCGCGGCCCACGUGCCGACGACUUUGCCUCCCGACCACGUCCUCUUUUGCAUGUCCGGGCCGAUUCAGUGUUCGAACCGCACUCGACGGUGCAAGUUGUAUACGCGAAAUACGAUAUACUGCAGUAGUUGUGAUUCGCGCACACGUGUUGCCGACGGUGGGUAACGAUCACUGUCAUUGUCGUUGUCGUUGUCGUGUUUCGCAGACUUAGUAGGCAUUCCAGCCUACCACCGCCGCAAAGUCUUCCCCUUUGGCUGAACUGUUUUGGCACUCGUAUCGCCAACCUCCGCUGACUACGAGAGUACGAAACGGCGACGACUGCAACCGCGACAAUCCAAACAGCUUUCAUUGUACGAGCACCUGCGCAAAACGGUGGCGAGGACAACGAAAGGCACGACCACUGUAGAAAAAGUAUAUCACCGUGAUCAUGGCGUCGUCGCCUUUACGGGCACCGGCGGCGGCUGGUCAACAGCAAUCGAGAUUGAUGGACAUGCAAAAAAAGUUCCAGCAGAGGCAUUUGGCCACCGUGGCGGCUGUCAAAGGCACCGUCGCUGGGUCCACGACGUCGUCAACUACCUCAUCGACCAAGACCACCGGAAGCGGUGAUCUUCCGGUGCCACCUGUCCGGCGGAUUGUCGGUGCAAUCGCCCCUGUGCAGCCGCAGCCGCCUCAGCGCAGGCCAGCAGGAUCCGGAAGUGGCGGCGAUUCUGUCGUACAGGUCGACGUAAAGGGAAAGGUACGACAGCUGUUUGCCGAGCGGAGCCAACAGCAGCAGGGGCCGGGGUACCAGCACCACCAGCAACAGAAAAGGCAGCGGCGGCGUAGUCUGACGGGUCGCGACCGGUCGCGGCCCCUGAGACCGCUGUCCGGUGCGGACGACGAUCCUCUGUGCAAGACGGUCUGCUUUACUGCGGGUGGCGGCGCCGACCUGGUGGGCAUCAGCACCGCGGACGGCGGUGACGUGCGCGGCGAACUUCUCGCGCUGUUCGGCCGGCUGCCCAACCUGGGCGGACAGCUGCUGUCGGAAUCGUUCCGCGGGGGAGCCGGAAAAAUGAAGACUGCCCAGUCGGCGCCCGAGCUCAAGUGGUUACUGGACGGCGGCACCGGACCCGGCAGGGCUGGCGGCGCACACCGGCCACCACAGCCACCCGCGGCUGGACCGGAUAAAGGCGGCGGUGGUCCGAAACGGGCGGCGGCGGGUGCAGGUGACGCCGGUGAUUACGGCGACGGUGAUGGUGGUGACGGUAGUGGUGAUGACGACGGCGACUACGAUCAACGGCAACAGUUGCAGCGACCGGCGGCGCGAAUAAACAGCAAGACCGCGACGGUCGUGAAAAAACCACUGGCCACAGUCAACGGUAACGUUGGCGGCGGUGGCGUGGGCAACGUGGGCCGCAUUGCUAAAAAGCCAAUGGUCGCGUCCAACGACUCCAACAGAUUGCUAUUGCCACCGGUCGUGCAGCCGACGGUGAUUAACGCGUUAGCGGCGGGUGCUGGUGCGGCCGCGGCAGUGGCCAGCGUGAACGCGGCCACGGUGGCCGGCAUCCAGAAACCAUUGGUCAGGGCGGCCAAGGUACCUCAAAAGCCUGCCGCCGCGCGGCGUGUAUCACCACUGCCGGCCCAAACCACCCCCCGACCGCCACCGGUCGUUAAGCGCGCCACGCCGGCCAAGGGGUCAUCACCACGGCCACAACCCCUGAAACCGCAACUGUCCGCCGACAGGGGCCCACCGGCCAAGGGCAUGGCCCGCUGCCCGCUGUGCGCCAGAGACUUUGCGGCUGACAGGCUGCCCAAGCACGAGCAGGUGUGCCGGCGGACGCGUGACCGUGACCGCAAGCGCAAGGUGUUCGACACGAGCAAAAAGCGGCUUGAAGCUGUGGCCGCUGAGGCUGGCGUGGACGUUACGUCGUUCAAGAAAAAGAGCCAAAAAGAGGAUCAGCGGGUUGCCGAGAAGCUCCAGAAGAAAAAGGACGCGUGGCGCAGGAAACACGACCAGCUGUUGCGCAACGUGCGGGCCGCGAGGGCCGUGCAGCGGCACCUGGCAGCGGGCGGCACGGUGAAGGACUUGCCGCCAGAGCUGGAGAACGUGGCGGACCAGGAUGACGAGGUCGACUCGGACCUGGUCAAGUGCCCUCACUGUGGUCGGACGUUCAACGAGGCGUCCGCGGAGAGGCAUAUGCCUUUGUGCGCGGACCGACAGCGGAACGCGGCCGCCCGGAUGCAAAACAACAAGAAACGGUGAAUCUCCCGUUUCCACCAUCGUCGCCACCGCAACAACCACAAGUCUACUAAACAACAAUAUUACUGACAAGAAAUUCAGUGAUGAACUCAAUCGCUACCUAUUGUCAACUUGAUCAUUUCCGUCCAACUUGAAUCAACCCAUAGUCUAUAGACUCAAUGGUAUAUUGAGUACUUACAUUAUCGCGUUUCAUAUUUUAUGAUUUUAUAGUAUAUAAGCUGUCUAGAAAUCGAAUUAUUAUAUUAUACGUCAGGUAUACAAACAGUACACAACGUAUCAACUUUUUUCAGUCAGCUGUUCAAUGGCUGUAAGUUAAAAUAACAAUAUACCGAGUCUGAGUGUACCUCGAACUGUGAAGAUUAUAAAUUAUAAUGACAAAUUAAAAUGUAUUAUGUAAUCGAAAUGGAAAACUGUCUUCAUGAUAGAAUCUAUAUAUUGUAUAAUAUUGCCUACCAUAGUAGUAUUUAAUAAUUAUGUACCUAUUAUUGAUUUUUUUUUUAUUAUUUUAUAAUUAAUGUUAUUUCUAAUUGAUCCAUUGUAACUGUAAUAUUGUUGUAAUUUUGAGGUUGUUUCAUCCAUUUAUCAAUUAAUCAAUUAAUUUGUAAUAAAACAUUUUAUUUUUAUUUUUAAA
Messenger RNA from Metopolophium dirhodum (rose-grain aphid), 2918 nucleotides. RefSeq lists its product as uncharacterized. Lineage: Eukaryota; Metazoa; Arthropoda; Insecta; Hemiptera; Aphididae. The record is from RefSeq and is a predicted model, not a curated record.